AUGGUGCUUGAUCAAGUUAUUGUGGGUCUAAUUCAUUUCCAUUCCAUUCUUCUUUUCUUUAGAAUAUUAGCUGCUGAGAUAGUGUGCGGACUAAAUUUCCUCCAUUCCCGUGGCAUUAUUCAUCGGGACCUGAAACCAGAAAAUAUUCUGAUAGACAGUACCGGCCACAUUAAGAUUGCUGAUUUUGGUCUGGCUGUAGAGAAUGUGUUUGGGGACGAAACCACCACAGGCUGGGCCGGAACAUAUGAUUACAUGGCCCCGGAGAUAAUUUGGAUGGUAUAUGACUCCUGUGUAGACUACUGGUCACUUGGAGUGAUAUUGUAUGAGAUGCUCACUGGGAGAAUACCCACCUUCUCCUGGUUCAGAAAGACCCUACAAUGUCCAGAGAACCUAAACACAGAGGCAAAGGACAUUCUUACGAAUCUGCUGACAUACUCCCCAUCUAAAAGGCGGAAUUUUGUUGGCAACAUCAAGCAGCACCCCUUCUUUAGGCCAAUUGACUGGCAGGCCGUGGAAGCUGGGAGAAUUAAGCCACCUUUUAUACCACCACCAGCAGAUGACUUAUCUGGGCAAUUUUAUGAGAUGUUAUCACCUGCUGAAGUAGAGGAUGUGGAACCUUUAAAUCAUUUAAAAGGACUCUUGUUUGUGUGCAAGGAGUGGAGGAACAUCUCACCCAAACAAUAGAUUUUGGCCUAAAUCUUCAGAGAAGGCAGAAGAGCUAAGAGGAACAUACAGAGAAGGACUAAUUGUGUGCCGUUGGAGCCUUUCAAUAGAAUCAGAAGCUCCAGUUCUGUAGGACCUAAAUACAGAACAACAGAGACAGUCGUUUAAAAAGAAAUCCAUGGAAUUGAAAUAGAGCGAAAAAUCGGCACAUGGACUGCUGACACCAGUUUUGCCUAUUUCCUGGAUCUCCAGAACAGUGACGUAACAUCUGCUUGCAUCGCCCUGCCAGCACUCUGUAUGGCCCAAAACUGAUGUCACGGGCAGCCAGCAGGAAUAUGGGUUUUGACCCGCUGGGGGUUCAGAAGAGUAACCAUGGCCCAAGAAUAGCAUGGCUCCAGAACUGUAAUGUAACAUCUACUUGCAGCACCCUGCCAGCACUCUGUAUGUUUAAAAACUGAUGUCUCAGGCGGCCAGCAGGAAUAUGGGUUUUGACCCACUGGGGGUCCAGAAGAGGAACCAUGGCCCAAGAAUAGCAUGACUCCAGAACAGUGACUUAACAUCUGUUUGUAGCACCCCUUCUUUAGGCCAAUUGACUGGCAGGCCAUGGAAGCUGGGAGAAUUAAGCCACCUUUUAUACCAGUAAGUACUUGAGCUUUAUAUAAUCCUAUUAAGUUAGGACUGAUGAUA
Molecule: messenger RNA, 1350 nt
Organism: Xenopus tropicalis (tropical clawed frog)
Lineage: Eukaryota; Metazoa; Chordata; Amphibia; Anura; Pipidae
Product: protein kinase C delta type-like
Exons: 6
Coding region: 1-684 (227 amino acids)
Molecular function (GO): transferase activity; protein serine/threonine kinase activity; kinase activity
Source: RefSeq, a predicted model, not a curated record